Eruca vesicaria subsp. sativa (arugula) is the source of this 465-nucleotide messenger RNA. The record is from the annotation of a GenBank genome assembly. NCBI's taxonomy places the organism in Eukaryota, Viridiplantae, Streptophyta, Magnoliopsida, Brassicales, Brassicaceae.
AUGCCUGUGCCAGAUCCACAGGCGGGGAGAGCAUUCAUCUGUCUCAUUACCUUGUUUCUUUUCUUGUCCAUUGCUGUCGGAGGCGGUUGUCUUAUUGCAUACACAAUCCUCCCUUACCCUCCAUUAUGGCUCUCUUACCUCGGCAUCUUCUUUGUUUGUCUCCCUUGGUUCUUUUGGAUCCUCACCUUUGCAUACCGCAUCAUAUCACGCACUUUUGGAUUUAGGAUGGUCAUUGGAUCGGGUGGUAAUAAUAACAAUGCGAGUGGAGAGUCCAUGCCACAGGAUCUUGACCCUCCUGAGAAAUCUCUAGAGCCUCUUGAUGAUAAUGAUCCAGAGGCUAUAGCUCAUCCACAAGGCCAAGUUCUAGUGUCUAUGGAAGGGAACCAAUCAAAGAAACGAAUGUCAACUUCUAGCGUUGGUUCACAUGAAAGUGAGAUGCCACUAGCGAUUUCUAUGGCCACAUGA